AUGAGUUAUGAUAAAAAAGCAGAUGUCACUUCCUUGGAUGAAGAUUUAAGGCAACUUAGGGAAGGCAAAUUUUCACCUGAAGCAAUCCAACAUAUCAAAGUAUGGGUAUUUAAAUCAGUACUAGCAGAGGUCGUUCCUCCUAGUAGCUUAUUGCAAUGCCUGAAAGAUGGAACAGUUCUUUGUAAGUUAGCGAAUGUUUUACAUGAAGCAGACACAAAAGAGACAAACCAUAUCAGCUGGAAGAGGUCCAACAUCCCAUUUGUUCAAAUGGACCAAAUUUCCCAAUUUCAAUCGUUUGCAAGAAAAUAUGGCGUACCUGAAGAUGAAUUAUUCCAGACAGUAGAUCUUUUUGAAGAGAAGGAUCCAGCAAUUGUUUAUCAAACAUUAAAGUCUCUAUCACGUUACGCUAAUAAGAAACAUCCAGAGAGGUUUCCAGUCUUAGGACCACAAUUAUCAACAAAAAAGCCAAGACCUCCAAUCAAACUUAAACCAAAACAUCUACAAGAUGGUACUGGAUGGAGUACUCUCGAGUAUGGUUACAUGAAAGGUGCAUCUCAGGGUAGUGAAGGGGUUGUGUUGGGUCAAAGAAGGGACAUAGUUUAG
Molecule: messenger RNA, 603 nt
Organism: Saccharomyces kudriavzevii IFO 1802
Lineage: Eukaryota; Fungi; Ascomycota; Saccharomycetes; Saccharomycetales; Saccharomycetaceae
Gene: SCP1
Product: Scp1p
Exons: 1
Coding region: 1-603 (200 amino acids)
Molecular function (GO): protein binding
Source: RefSeq, a predicted model, not a curated record